Erigeron canadensis is the source of this 867-nucleotide messenger RNA. RefSeq names its product protein FAR1-RELATED SEQUENCE 5-like. Gene Ontology annotation, biological process: regulation of DNA-templated transcription. The transcript is spliced from 3 exons. Lineage: Eukaryota; Viridiplantae; Streptophyta; Magnoliopsida; Asterales; Asteraceae. Bases 1 to 867 code for a protein of 288 amino acids. The record is from RefSeq and is a predicted model, not a curated record.
AUGUUUGACAAGCAUCCGUUUGCAAUAAUUACGGAUCAAGAUAAAGCUAUUGUGAAUGCCAUCAAAAAAGAAUUUCCAAACACUCGACAUCGUUAUUGUUCAUGGCACAUCAACAAACAUGAGCUUGAACAUCUUCCAUCCCUUAAAGCCCGUUAUCCCGGUAUUGAAGAAUUUUAUAGAGAAUGGGUAAAGAAUGACACUGUUGAAGAGUUUGAAACUAGGUGGAAAGUUAUGAGUUGUCAAUAUAAGUUUGAAAGUAGAAGUUGGAUAAUGGAUAUGUAUACACAACGUCAUCAUUGGGCCGAAGUCUUUUUAAAAGAUUGUUUUUUUGCUGGUAUGACAACUAGUGGGAGAAGCGACAGUAUUCAUUCUUUUUUUGAUGGAUAUGUUACUUCAAAUACCAUGUUGAAUGAGUUUGUAGUCCAGUAUGACAACGCUGUUAAGAGUCGAAGAAAGGCCGAAGAAGAUGAAGAUUUCAGGACCAUAAACUCUAGGCCAGUUCUGUCAUCUCUAAAUCCAAUAGAAGCAAAAGCAGGCACACGCUAUACUAGUAAUAUAUUUGAAGAUUUUCAAAAAGAAUGGAUACAAGCGACUAACAAUUUAACUCAUGAAACUUUGACUAAAAAUGUUGAAGAGAUCAUAUAUAAGGUUGGCCAACUGGAUAUUGAGAAAAGGUGGACACUUGAUACCAGGUACAAGGAGGAUAGUUGUAGCAUCAGAAUGGAAGAUAUAGAUGGGGAAAGUGCAGUUAGCGCCUUAACGUUAUGGCGGAUGAUGCAUUGCUACAAAAAAAGGGAAGGAUGGCAUGCUAAUGAGCUUGGAGCAGUUUUUAAAGAUCACACUUUAUGGCGCUUCAGUAGUUUUUAA